Molecule: messenger RNA, 1407 nt
Organism: Pipistrellus nathusii (Nathusius's pipistrelle)
Lineage: Eukaryota; Metazoa; Chordata; Mammalia; Chiroptera; Vespertilionidae
Source: the annotation of a GenBank genome assembly
AUGUCCUUUCGACUUCCUAGUGGAUCCAGGCGGGUCUGCUCUCAAGCUGGCCCUGGCCGGCUGGCUGGUGGAGGGACAGGCUUCGGGGCUGGGGAUGUGUGCGGUGGGUCUGGAGCAGGAAGCAGCUUUUCUUGUUCUCUUGGGAGCGUUUCUUCUGGAGGAGGUUUCUACAGCGGUGCCGGAGGGCUGGCGAGUGGUGUCUGUGCUGUGUUUCUUGGUAAUGAGCAUGGCCUCCUCUCCGGAAAUGAGAAGGUGACCAUGCAGAACCUCAACGACCGCCUGGCGUCCUACCUGGACCACGUGCGAGCUCUGGAGGAAGCCAACGCAGACCUGGAGCAGAAGAUCAAGUCCUGGUAUGAGAGAUAUGGGCCUGGUUCUUGCCGGGGACUGGAUCAUGACUACAGUAGGUAUUCCUCAGUCAUUGAAGAUCUGAAAAGCCAGAUCAUUUCUGUGACCACCUGCAAUGCCAGCAUUGUCCUACAAAAUGACAAUGCCAAACUGACCGCUGAUGACUUCAGAUUGAAGUAUGAAAACGAGCGUGCACUGCACCAGAGCGUGGAGGCCGACAUCAACAGUCUGCACAGGGUGAUGGACGAGCUGACCCUGUGCACCGCCGACCUGGAGAUCCAGAGCGAAGCCCUGACUGAGGAGCUGGCCUACCUGAAGAAGAACCAUGAGGAGGAAAUGGAGGUCCUGCAGUGCUCGGCCGGGGGCAACGUGAACGUGGAGAUGAACGCGGCCCCAGGCGUGGACCUGACUGUCCUGCUGAACAACAUGCGGGCCGAGUAUGAGGACCUGGCCGAGCAGAACCGCAAAGAGGCCGAAGCCUGGUUUCACGAGAAGAGCGCUUCGCUGCAACAGCAGAUCUCUGACGAUGUGGGAGCAGCCACCGUGGCCAGGAACGAGCUGAUGGAACUGAAGCGCAACCUGCAGACCCUGGAAAUAGAACUCCAGUCCCUCGUGGCCACGAAACAUUCCUACGAAUGCUCCCUGGCGGAGACCGAGGGCUAUUACUGCCUUCAGCUCCAGCAGAUCCAGGACCAGAUCGGGGCAAUGGAGGAGCAGCUGCAGCAGAUCCGCACGGAAACCGAAGGCCAGAAGCUGGACUACGAGCAGCUUCUAGAUAUCAAAAUAUUUUUAGAAAAAGAGAUUGAAACGUACUGCAUAUUAAUAGAUGGAGACGGAAGAAAAAGCAAGUCCACAUGUUACAAAUCAAAGGGGUGUGAGCCUGUAAAUUCCGAAAAUCAAGUUAAAGACUCGAAAGAAGAAACUGUUAUUAAAACAAUGGUUGAGGAACUAGAUCAACUCAGCAGUGUCCUUUCACUGAGGGUCCACUCAGUUGAAGAAAAAUCCUCUAAAAUAAGCAAUAUUACAAUGGAGCAACGAGUACCUUCUAAGACACCAUAA